AUGUCGGGCUUCGUCUCCUCGCCCACCGCCCUGCACCCCGCCCUCAGUAACCCGAAUCCGCUCCCGCCGGCGCCGCCGCCAUUGCAAGAGACCCAGCAGCAGCAGCCAUCCUCGUCCUCUUCCGAACGAGUUAUUAAAAUGGGCUCGCUUUCCGACCGUCCUAAAAGCUCAAACGCCAUCCAUGACCGACCGCUCUCCUCCUCGUCCGCAUCCACCCUCCUCGCUCAUUCACUGCAUCGCAAUGCCGAAUCGGUAGCAGAGGAGCCCUUCGCUUGCGCCCCAGGCGGACUCCCCGCUGCUGCAACUCCAUCCACCGUCGCACCCUUGUCAUCUUCAUCGUCGACGAUAAGGAGAAGCUCCCUCUCAAUAUCAUCCACCGCCGCCUACCCCGAACUGCUGCCGCCCCCUCUGUCGAGGUCAUCCAACUCCAACAACACCGCGCAUCACCCUGCCAAGGGCCACCGUCGCGCGCCCUCCCACGAAGUUCCUCGCCAAACUAUUAUGAAAGCGUUGGCUUCAGUUGUUCGCAGAAACAAACCCGAGGCCCUCUCUUUGACCGGCAUGCUGUCCCAACAGGGUAGCGGCGUCGAUAACCGACCCGCCACGUCGUCAUCCCAGAAGCUGGCUGACGCCCUCAACGAGCUCGCGAACCGCAACAUGACCCCCACCACCGCUCUACCGUCUCUGCAAUCCCCCUGCUUCUAUCACAACCGCUUCGACGAUGCUGUUAACAUCGACAAGGUCCUCGAGGAGAUCAAGAAUGACGAUUGCAUGUCCCAUUCGAGGCUCGUGCAGACUGCCACCGGCGUCCGCGAGGUCUCCAAGCAGCUCCAGCGCCGCCCCAUCAAGCGAGCGGUCCGCAAUGUUAUGAUUGUCACCAAAGCCCGCGACAACCAGCUUGUCUAUCUGACCCGGGAACUCGCCACAUGGCUGCUUCGCACCCCAAGGUACGGCUCCGAUGUUGGCGUAAACGUCUUCGUCGACGCCAAGCUGCGCAACUCUCGUCGCUUCGAUGCCAACGGCAUCGUCGCAGAGAACCCUGCGUUCCAGGAGAUGCUCAAGUACUGGACCCCCGACCUGUGCUGGAGCCAGCCUGAGAAGUUUGAUCUGGUCCUGACCCUCGGCGGCGACGGAACCGUGCUGUUCACAUCAUGGCUCUUCCAGCGCAUUGUCCCUCCCGUCUUGUCCUUCAGCCUGGGUAGUCUCGGUUUCCUGACGAGCUUCGAGUUUGAGAAGUACAAGCAGCACCUGGACCGCAUCAUGGGAGAGGAGGGGAUGCGCGUGAAUUUGCGCAUGCGCUUCACUUGCACUGUUUACCGUGAUGGCACCCUUGGCCAGGAGGCCGAAGAGGGCGAGCAGUUCGAGGUCCUGAACGAGCUCGUCAUCGACCGCGGCCCGUCCCCCUACGUCUCGAACCUGGAGCUGUACGGCGAUGACGAGCUCCUCACUGUGGUGCAGGCUGACGGCUGCAUCUUUUCGACGCCCACGGGAUCCACUGCGUACUCUCUCUCGGCUGGAGGCUCCCUGGUCCACCCCGACAUUCCCGCCAUCCUGCUGACGCCCAUCUGCCCGCACACCCUCUCGUUCCGCCCCAUGGUUCUCUCCGACACGAUGCUCCUCCGUGUGUCAGUACCGCGUAACUCACGCGCGACGGCCUACUGCGCGUUCGACGGCAAGGGCCGGGUCGAGCUCAAGCAGGGCGACUAUGUCACCAUCACGGCUUCGCAGUACCCCUUUCCCACCGUCGUCCGCACCCAAACGGAGUGGUUCGAUAGUGUGUCUCGCACUCUACGCUGGAACACGCGGGCCGCGACGCAAAAGGGCUUUGACCCCUCGGCCGACGGCAGCCUCUGCCCAUCCGAGGACGGCAAAGACGACGACCCGGAGUGGGACAUUGACACGGACUCGGCGUGCUACGCGAGCGAGGACGGCAGCAUCAGCGCGAGCCCGUUGAGAAGGCAGAUGAGUCUAUUGGGCAUGUGA
Messenger RNA from Colletotrichum spaethianum, 1983 nucleotides. RefSeq names its product NAD(+) kinase. The record is from RefSeq and is a predicted model, not a curated record. Gene Ontology annotation, molecular function: NAD+ kinase activity. The transcript has a single exon. Gene Ontology annotation, biological process: NAD+ metabolic process; NADP+ biosynthetic process. NCBI's taxonomy places the organism in Eukaryota, Fungi, Ascomycota, Sordariomycetes, Glomerellales, Glomerellaceae. Bases 1 to 1983 code for a protein of 660 amino acids.